GAGAGAUUUUGAUCAUUUCUUUAGCCAAUCAGAGCGCGGGACCAUAGUUCGUGCAAAAAUCUCUGCAGGCCAUGACCACACUCUAAGAACUUUUGGAUUUUCUCACUUUUCCGGCUCAUUAAAAGUUUGCAUAUUAUUGUAAUUAUGGGCAAGGAAGAUUUGAUGCCAAAGGUUGACUUCAGCAAGGAAAAGCCAAACGAGUCGCAGCUGCAGUACAUUCGUCUGAUCGAGGAGAAGAACCGCGAGAGGGUUGAAAAACUCCGCAAACUCCGUGUCCGAAAUUUGUGGACGGCCGGACUGCUCGGCACUGCCGUCUUCAGCAUCUACGCCUACUCGAUGCUGUCCGUACGUCAGGAGAGCUUCCUGGACGACUUCAACGAGCCAGCCCGCGAGAACAGUGCCCAGUAG
Neocloeon triangulifer is the source of this 408-nucleotide messenger RNA. It is a transcript of the gene Ccdc56, whose product is annotated as cytochrome c oxidase assembly factor 3, mitochondrial. Gene Ontology annotation, cellular component: mitochondrial inner membrane. Gene Ontology annotation, biological process: mitochondrial respiratory chain complex IV assembly. Bases 145 to 408 code for a protein of 87 amino acids. The record is from RefSeq and is a predicted model, not a curated record. The transcript has 2 exons. Lineage: Eukaryota; Metazoa; Arthropoda; Insecta; Ephemeroptera; Baetidae.